UGCCAGUCGUAGAGAGGUUUUCGAAGAAGCGUUACUCCUCUUGGUCCUGUGUCUGGAGUUCAACCCGCAUGUGAAUUCUCCCGACAACCCUGAUGAGCGCUGGAGGACCGUCCUUGCGUGGGUAUUGUCCGUUCAUGGAAAUGGUAUCGCAUCCGAGGGAAACAGAGACUGGAUUCAAGAUAUUUUUGACAACAUUGCAAGAAUAUUGCCAAAGGAAAAUGUGGAUAAUGAGGCUAUUAAACAAGCUGAGGAAACUGAGGAAAGCGACUACAAAGUGCUUUUGGAGUCGAUAAGUAAAAUACACCAGGCAUAUUGGAGAGAAUUCAGUGAACUAAGUGCCGUAUUUGGGGAUGUCUCUUCAGGAUCUUUACAUGAAAAUAACCUCGAUCCACUACUGAAGUCGGCCAUGAUCAAGGCCUGUGAGAAAGAUAUGCCUCUCUUCUUACACCUGCUGACAUGCGUGGCUGGUGCCAACGUUAGUGAGAAGAUUGACGAAGUGUGUGGAGGAUUCCCACUCCACUACGCAGCUCUUCACAACAAUAUGUCUGCAGCCAGGUACAUUCUGAGCCAAGGAGCCUCACCGAGUGUGCAGGACCGCUUCGGCAACACACCUGCCCACUACGCGUACAUGUUCGGGCACCAGGAGGUUGGGGACUUCCUUAAAACUGAUAUAAAGAACAACAAUGGCCUUCCUGCUGAAUCUAGGCUUAAAGGGUACAACCAUUACCUGAAACUGUAUAAACUGGACCCCAAUAGCCUACAGAAAAGGAAAAUGCAAAGAGACAAUACUGCCUCUCAAAUUAUACAAGAACAUCUGCAACAUCUAAGGAGAAAGUGGAUGGAAAAUAGCAUAAGUCAAGCUGUCCAAGAAUGCCAUGUAGAUUUCAGAAGUGGUGAACCUUGUGCAAUUAAAAAAUCUGUUUCAGAGUUUAUACAAAAGUUGAUACUUUCAAUUACUUCAGUAAAUCCAAUGUACAAAGGUGAUUUGCACAUGCUAGGGAGUUCAGGAGACAAUGUUCGAUUAUUUUGCCCGGAUGAGUUUGACUUUAAUAUCAUCAUACAAAAUAUGAACAUACAUUUUCCUGUGACAUGGAAAGGAGACUUAAGAGAUGGAUCUGUGAAAUUAGAUAAAGCUUUAAAUGACCUAUUGCUGGACCAUUUCUAUUGCACAGUGAGGCAGAGUCUUGUGAACUGUGAGCCUGAAGACAGGCGACUGGCCAUUGUUCUGCCGGGAGUGAAGAAGACUCAGGUGGGCGUAUCGCUCAGCCUCGUCUGGACAGGUAAGGUGUUCCCUCUGCUCCUGGUGGAUGUUGAUGUUGUGGCCACUGCUAGAGCCAGUUGGCCACCUGCACUCAGGAGGCCAAAGCUCACACCCUCCACCCUUGACUCUGUGUAUUUGAAUAGCAUUGGCAACAACGAAUGGAGGUUCUCUUUCGCACUGGCAGAAAAUGCAGUCAUGAAAAGUCUGACGGCUGACAAGCGCAGGGUAUUUCUGGCCUGCAAGAUGGUGCUCAGUGCCCUGAAGGUGGAGAAGUGGGCACCGAGACACGUCCGGAACCAGUUCAAAUAUUUCCAUGGAAGAUUCUUCAAGAUUCCCUCGCCAAAGGGCUUCCUCCUCAAGAAUACCUUCUUCCUGGAGCUGGAGGAGGUGACAGAUGAGGAGCAGUGGACGGAGGAGCACUUAGUGGAGAGGAUGACCUCGGUAUUCCGGAGGAUGUGCGAGGAACACACUGACCCCGCCUCGCAGGAGACUUCCUGGGAACCGGCAGCGGUCAAGGCGUACUUCGCUGACCUGACAGAGAGUCCAUGUGUUGGGUUUGGAGUGCCAGAAAUUCUCAACUUUUUGAAGUCACUAGAUUCUCAACUAAACCAAUUUCAACUUCAAAGCAACAGGAAGAGACGCAGAAGCCCAUGCGAAUACAAUUCAAGGAAGAGAUAUAAGAAAACCAAGCAUCUGCAAUAAUAGUUUCUCCUAUAAUUCUAAACCUAGUGUAACUUCAUAUCUAAAUCAGGUUCACAUCUGAAUACAGGACUGUUUAAGCCUUGCUGAUAAUGGUAUAUGAAUAUCACUGCACCAAUAAGUUCUUUCAC
Messenger RNA from Penaeus vannamei (Pacific white shrimp), 2091 nucleotides. NCBI's taxonomy places the organism in Eukaryota, Metazoa, Arthropoda, Malacostraca, Decapoda, Penaeidae. The record is from RefSeq and is a predicted model, not a curated record.